AUGGUGAUUCCCUCUAAUAAUGGAGCAAAUGCUGAGGAGUCUACAAGCUCUGCCAAUGGAGUAACUGGAGCCCAAAAUUGUUUUGGGAUUGACAACAAUCAUCCACUAUUUCUGAAUCCCUCAGAUAUAAGUGGCUUGCAGAUUAUUUCCUUUCAACUCACUGGAAUUGAAAACUUUUCAAUGUGGUUUACAUCUAUGAGAUUAUCAUUUUUAGGAAGGAACAAGUUAGGAAUGGUAGAUGGUUCUUGUUUUAAAGAUAAAUCUCCUCCUGAAAUGGGGAACCACUGGGAAAGAGUAAAUGCAAUUGUUCUGUCCUGGAUCAUGAGUGUUGUAGCUAAACGUCUACUUGGAGGAAUUAUGUAUGCUACCAGUGCACAGGUUGUAUGGAGUGAUCUUUGUAAGAGGUUCAACAAGGUGGAUGGCUCAAGAACCUUCAAUCUUCAUAAAGAAAUCGCUACCUUAACUCAAGUAACACCUUCAGUAUCUCUCUAUUAUUCUAGAUUGAAAGAUUUGUGGGAAGAGUUUGAGGCAUUAGUACCUAUCCCAGGAUUCAGUUGUGAGACUUCAAAAGACUAUGUGGCUCAUCUUCAAAAACCUAAGUCGUUUCAGUUCUUGAUGGGUUCAAAUGAAUCGUAUGGACAGGAAAGAAGUCAAAUCUUGUUAAUGAAUCCUCUCCCAAACAUUAACCAAGAAUAUGCUAUGGUGAUCAGUGAUAAGAGUCAAAAGUUUGUAGGAGCUACUGCUGGUAUUCUUGGGUCUAAUCCUACAUCAACUGGAUAUAAGUCAGCUAUCUUCUCAAGAGGAAAUGAUCCUUAUUCUAGAUAA
This is a messenger RNA of Capsicum annuum, 825 nucleotides long. RefSeq lists its product as uncharacterized. The transcript has a single exon. The record is from RefSeq and is a predicted model, not a curated record. The coding region runs from base 1 to 825 and encodes 274 amino acids. NCBI's taxonomy places the organism in Eukaryota, Viridiplantae, Streptophyta, Magnoliopsida, Solanales, Solanaceae.